CGCCCUUGUGCACAAUUUCCCUCAACACCGGUUUUGAAUUCAAAGCUGACUGCCUCAGCUGGGAUGGCGACCUCUCAGAAGUUAACAGAACACUUCCUGACAUGUACAAUAUGUACAGAGGUGUUUGACAAGCCAUGCACACUUGUGUGUAAUCACACCUUCUGUCGGAAAUGUGUCGUCAGCUUCACCAAAACCAGACCAGAAGCCAUCAGUGCCAAGUCUCUCCUGUGUCCAUUCUGCAGCAAGAUGACGAAAGUGUCUUUCCCUGAGAAGCCAGUGGAGGAGUGGGCGGAUGACAUCAAGCCUAUGUUUGUCAUCCAGGGACUCCUGGACUCAUUCGGCCCUGGAUCUAAAGACACGACCUACUGCCGUUAUUGUAAGGAGGAAGGGGAGACAACUCCUGCUACCUCUUGGUGUUCUGUUUGUGACGACGCCCUCUGUGAACGAUGCUUGCGGAUGCACAAUAGAAACCCAUCCUCACGUCACCAUGACGUAGUUGACAUGUCUGGAGAGGUCAAGGUCAGAAGAAGGCGACGAGUUAUGUGUAAGGACCACAAAGAUGAAGACAUUAAACUGAUGUGCAAAGACUGCAAGAAAGCAGUUUGUCAAACAUGUUGUAUUAUUUAUCACAGAAAUUGUAAAUGCGUUGUUGACAUUGAAAAGGAAAUACCUUCAAUGAAAUCAGAACUGACCAGGAAUAAAAACAACUUGAUGAAGAAAUAUGAUGAGAUAGAAGCUCUCGUUGACAAACAGAAAACAAGAUCCAAAGAAGAAUCAACGCGUUAUUUGCAAAUGGAAUCAGACAUCAAGUCUACCACUAAGAAAGCAAUUGAUAUGAUCAAACGCAAGGAAAGAAAACUUCUUGAUGAACUGAAAGAAAUCUCAGACAAUUACAUAAGGCAAUUAAAAGCAGACAUAAAGUCAGGAGAGUUGUCAGUACAGAUGUACCAACAACAGGCGGAGCUGAUAGACCAGACUCUACAGUCUGAGUGUGAUAUGGAUGUGUAUGAGAUGUAUCAGGGAUGCGAGGCCGGUGAUGUGGAUGCUGUCAGGAAUGCAGACCUGAGAGAGAAGGGGAGAAUAGCCAGCAUCAUGUUCAGACAGGACACGGACCAGCUGAGUAGAGCACUGGACGAUCUACAGCUGGGUGAGAUAUACGUCUUGUGUGAAGGUGCACUGAACCUAAAGGCGACUCCUGUGUUACAAGACACAAUUAACGUCAGAGUAGCAGGAGACGGAAAAGCAGUAGAUGCCACUGAUGUCACAGUACUUGUUGUGAAUGGUACAGAUACAGUUGUAGUCACAGACUAUAACAACACAAAUGUGAAGUCCUUCUACACCAGGAAUAACAAGGCAUGCCACAGUAAGCUCAGUCUGAGCAGCGGACCUUACGGUGUGACAAAAGUGAAACACAACCAGGUAGCUGUCACUGUGCCAAAUAGCUUCCAGAUUGUAACAGUUGAAGUCAACCCUGACCUGGUGUUGCUGUCAACCAUCACAACCAACAAACGGUACAUCGGUUUAACGUCUCUGACGUCAUCAACACUAGCAGCAGGUUCCCAGUCUCCUCCCUGUGUUGAUAUCCUGGAUAUGUCGGGACACGUGCUGAGGUCAAUCAGCCCACUCCACAAUGCCAACAACAUAUUACAGUGCCCCAACUUCCUCUGUACUACGAGGAAAGGAGACAUCCUUGUGACUGACUGUGAAUCCAAGUGUGUUGUUUGUCUGACCCCCGGGGGAGAUGUGGUGUUCACCUACAGCCCUCCAGGAGACACAACACUGAAAUUUCCAUGUGGUAUCACAAGUACCAGCACAGAUGACAUCCUGGUGACAGAUUUCUACCAGCACAGAGUCAUCAAUCUGACUGAGUCGGGGGAAUUUGUGAGAAACAUACUGACAUCACAGGAUGGUAUUCAGGAUCCCUGGGGUGUGUGUCUAGAUGGGCGUGGGUGUAUGUAUGUGUGUAUGUCAAGUGAGGUUAAGGUUUUUCACUGCACUUAUUAAGUGGAGACUGGACUGAAAAACCUUGCCUUUUACGAACUACAUGUGUUUGUUAUUUUGUAGAAUCGUGUAUUUGUUUGUGUGUUUACAUUUCAAGAACAUAAACAAUGUCAGAGGACCAUAUGAACAAAUCAACAAAGUUUUUGUAUGUGAUCGUUGGACAUGUUAGAUAGAUCUAUAAUGCAUCUAUGUUUCACAUUUUUCCCAUAUAUUAUGUAAAUCACUGAUAUAUAGUGUAGGUUUCAAUGUUCCUGUUACUGUGAAUAAUAUAAAUAAAUAUGGAGGAUGA
Haliotis rufescens (red abalone) is the source of this 2290-nucleotide messenger RNA. RefSeq names its product protein wech-like. The record is from RefSeq and is a predicted model, not a curated record. Gene Ontology annotation, molecular function: protein binding; zinc ion binding. Bases 64 to 2004 code for a protein of 646 amino acids. Lineage: Eukaryota; Metazoa; Mollusca; Gastropoda; Lepetellida; Haliotidae. The transcript has 3 exons.